Molecule: messenger RNA, 1620 nt
Organism: Trichoderma harzianum CBS 226.95
Lineage: Eukaryota; Fungi; Ascomycota; Sordariomycetes; Hypocreales; Hypocreaceae
Exons: 3
Coding region: 187-1215 (342 amino acids)
Biological process (GO): proteasome-mediated ubiquitin-dependent protein catabolic process
Cellular component (GO): proteasome complex; proteasome regulatory particle
Molecular function (GO): protein binding; metallopeptidase activity
Source: RefSeq, a predicted model, not a curated record
UUGGCGAUUCCACCGUUAAACAAACCACUGAUCACGAACCCACGACCUUGAAACCAAUCGGCGUCUUCUCCCGUGCUCUCGCCGUUUACAAACCGCUGCGACCUGCUCUUACUCCUCCAACUCUUCCUUGAGCAUCGACUCCUCCGAUACACUGCUCAGCAAAGGUCCAGUUCUCAGCCAGCUACAAUGCCGACCACCACUGCGGAAACCCUCUCGCUGGUUACGAGAAACGUCUCUGUCGCUCCGCUUGUCCUCCUCUCCGCAGUUGACCACUACAACCGAACAGUACACAACAAGACAAAGAGGCGGGUGGUUGGAGUCCUCCUCGGCCAGAAUGAUGGAAAGAACGUGAGGGUGUCGAACAGCUUUGCGGUCCCUUUCGAGGAGGAUGAAAAGGACCCUUCAGUAUGGUUCCUGGACCACAACUACGUCGAGUCUAUGAACGACAUGUUCAAGAAAGUAAAUGCGCGCGAGAAGCUGGUGGGGUGGUACCACACUGGACCAAAGCUCCGUGCCUCUGAUCUCGAGAUCAACGAGCUGUUCAAGCGCUACACACCUAAUCCUCUACUGGUCAUUAUUGAUGUCCAGCCAAAGGAAUCGGGUGUCCCUACCGACGCGUACUUUGCCGUCGAAGAAAUCAAGGAUGAUGGAACGACGACUUCUCGAACUUUUGUCCACACACCGUCGAUUAUCGAGGCUGAGGAAGCGGAGGAGAUUGGUGUUGAGCACUUGCUAAGGGAUAUCCGUGACGUUGCUGUUGGCACUCUGUCCACGCGCGUCACUAACCAGCUCCAGUCUCUUCAAGGACUGCACCUUCGGUUACGAGACAUUGGUGCCUAUCUCCAGAAAGUCCUUGAUGGACAGCUCCCCGUCAACCAUACGAUCCUUGGCAACCUACAAGACGUUUUCAACCUUCUCCCCAACCUCUCUACACCAGACGAUGACAGCAAAGCGGGAAGCCACGAACUAUCACAUGCCAUGAGCAUCAAGACCAACGACCAGCUGAUGGCCAUCUACCUGAGCAGCUUGAUACGCGCCAUCACUGCAUUCCACGAUUUAAUAGAGAACAAGAUCCAGAACCGACAGCAGCAGGACGAGAAGGAGCCAAAGAAGGACGAGGCCACUAAUAAGGAUGAGAAGAAGGACGGCGCUGUGGCCACCGCAAACGGAGAGGGCAAGGAGAGCAGCGACAAGGAGAAGCCCAAAAAGAAAUAAUGAAAGGGAAAGGUCAAUUUGAUGCCGUCUGAAUUUUGGUAGGCGAGCAGUGCUUAAAGUAAUAAGUGAAAUGGUGCUUUCUAUAUGUUGAUGAUAGCAAACUGCUAGGCAAAAAUCAACUCAAAUAGACACUUUGCAUGAUUCACCUGUCCUGUGCAAAUUGAAAUGCGUGAAAUCAGUGACCCCCAAUUAUGCCGGCCAACUCUUCCUUUGUUGUGUAUCUAUCUUGGACGUGGCCGCCAGGAGUCUUCCUCCAUUUCUCCGCCAACAAGCAUGCGAGAAGGUGUUUACAGCACGGAAAAUCCUCGAGUGAUGUCAAUCUAUCCAGCCCCAAGUUGCCGAACAAUCCCUUCGGUGGAGAGUUUUGAACUUUGUCGCUACUAUUGGCCACAUCGUAGUGGGAAU